GUGCAGUGAAGAUGUUCUGUACUACGCGUCAGAGAGGCGCUCCAGAGGUUCUGCCACGGAAACAAGGUGCUGUAAUUGUGCAUAAUGAAAUGAAGGUGAUUCAGGAAGAACAACAGAUAGCAGUGUGGUCUCAGUGCUAGAGUCCCCCCAACUGUGAGAAGAAAAGUGGUCAUCAUGAUAGACCUGAGCCACCUGAGCGAGGAGGAGCAGGAGAUGAUCAUGACGGUUUUAAAGAGGGAUGCUGAGCUGAAGAAAGCAGAGGAGGAACGGAUCAAGCAUCUGCAGAAAGCCGUCCCAGAGGAAGACAAACGCAAAUUUAUGUCAGGAGAAUGGUUCUACGAAGCAAAGUCACAGAGACACCAGGACAGGAUUCAUGGCUCUGAAAUCAUCAUGGCAUCGAUGAAGCAAAGGAAACCCUCAGUUGUUGAGUAUUUAACCAAGUCGUGGGGCGGCAGAUCCAGAAGCAUCAGCCGAAAAGAUAGUGAUGUCAACAUGACGUCUCCUAAAGUCACACAGACUACUGAGUCCUCAGAGCAUCUAAAAGAGAGGGAAAAUUGUGAGACAUUAGAAGUCCAGCAAGAAAAACUAAACAUCGGCAUGAGAUCGCCAUCCAAGCCAAGGCACAACCCAUUUAACAGUGUUCCAGUAGAGCUUGAUUUUGAGGAAACUGAGAUCCACUUUACAUCAGGACCUGGUCUCAGGAAAUCAUUAGACAGAGGCUCUGAUUCACAAGUAAAACAUCAGGAAGCGAGUCAUGGUGUAGGUAAUAGUGAGGUUUUUAACACCCCACACAACAAACCUCCUGGUCAAAAGCCUGUGCCAAAGAAGAGGACCAAAAUCAACAAACCACAGAGCUCUGUCUCAGACAGCACCAAUUCUGUGUCCAGCCAGGGUGUAUCCACCACAGCAGGCUCAGGUGUUAGGUCUCCACCACCAAGAAGUAUCCCUAAACAUAGCUCCAAUGAGCCCUCUCUCAAGAGCCAGCUGCGACAACCAGUAGCAUCCUUAAGCUAUGUUCGCAAAAACAGCAGUCAAGAAAAGGAUCUUGAAGAAUCUAGACUUUCUCUGGGUAGUACAGAAGAAUCAGGUAACAAAACUGAAAACAAAGAGCAAAUUAGCUCUCCUUCACCACUGAAGUUGCCAAAGUCACGUUUACCAGUAAGAGCUUCAUCGCAACUGAUAAACCUUCCACAAAGCUUACAAGAAAAGCCAAAAAUAAAACCACGUCUAAGUCUGAACUCUAUCACAAGAGGAGAUGAUGUCAAAAAAGUGGAAGAACAUGUAAAACAAAGAAGAGAAACACAUAGUUGCCUUCCUCAGACAUCAAAUAUGGAAUUAGAGGGCCAAAAGAUUUCUGGUGAAAUUAACCUUCCACGUGAGAAUGCAAUGUUCACGUUGACUGACAACUCUGCAAAGCCACUGGAUGAGAUCACUGCCCUUCAACCUACAAUGCACAAAUCUGGGAAUGUGGAAAAUCAUAUGAGUCUGUAUCCAACAUCAGAAACGAUAGGAACUGAAGAAAAUAUGAAGAAAACUGCUGUUGAUCAACAAUUUCCCAGAACCCUCAAAAUAACAGAUACAUUCAACAACACAGGUGCCUCAACUGACUGUGAGACUGACAGUAGCCCCCUUGUCUUCAAUAUAAAACAAAAUACUAAUAACUCAAAACAAGAAGAUGCCAAAAUGGAAACCAUGACAGAUGAAUAUAUUUCCACACCUACUGAUGAACCAGGAGAUUCCAUUGCCAAAGUUCUUGAGUGGUUUAGCAGAAGCUCAGACAGCAGUGAUAGGCUUGAUGUAGAGAGCAAUGUCCAAGACAUGGAGGACGACACCAAGAUCGAUGACAUAGACUUUGAAGAUGACAUUGAUCAGAGAGCAAAACCAAGAGAUAAUGUGUACUUAAUCAUACCACGCCAAAGCGAAGAAGUUCCAUCAGAAGUCAAUACAAUAUUUCUACAACAGACAGAUUGGGGAAAGGAACAGAAUGUUGAGCCUUCCCAUAAUUCUCCAAAAGAAAAGAGAAGAUAUGAAUCUGCUUCUUAUAAAGAACCUCUCAUCAAGAAGCCUUCUAUUGACUCUGCUUUUACUGCAAACAAUGUGCCUCCAGAGAUACCAGAAGUUAAUAUUUCUGUCAGUGGGAAAGUUAGUCUAAAUGAGAACAAAAUCAAGAGAGAGGAAGAGACUAAAGUCAAACUUGAAAUCACUGACAUCAAGCAGACUCAAAAUCAGUCAAAAGAAAUAACAGGUGCUGAAGAGAACCAGCGACCAAAGAUUGCCAAUUUGAGAUCUUUCUGGGAGAAAGAAAACAUUGGACCAAAGAUUUUGAUCGGCAAAUCUAGUGUACCUGCUAAAAAUGAACACUUAAUCCCUAGUGAUAAUUGUGGAAAGCCAACUGAAGGUGUAGAGGAACAACAAAGAAGUGAGCAGAGAUUGAAAGUAACAUCUCCAAGACAUCAGAAACAAGAGAGCGUUGGAGAAGAUGUAGACCUUGAGCAUGUUGGAAGUGGUAACACCACCUAUACCCCUAAAGUACCCAUUUUUACAGAUGAAUCAGAACCCCCAUUGAUAUAUGCUAAUGAGAAGACCGACCAAAUACAUGCAAGCUUUCCCUUAGAGAAAGAUGUUCCAUAUUUAAAAUCAUCUUCGCCAUCCCUUGACAGUGGUUCCUUGCUAGCAGGUCAAAAUGGUGAUAGCAGAGGCACCAUUAGCAUCAACAGUAAUGAUGCAGAUCACACUCCUCCAAAAGAAUUGGAGGCAAAAUCAAGAACCGCGCCAAGGACAAAUCAAGUGCCUUUUGUUAAGCAGAAUUCCCAGCAAGAGAACAUGGCAGAGAGGAUCAAGCAACUCAAGUCCUUUUGGGAGAAAGAAUCUAGAACAUCAGCAGCAGUUCAAAACAAAUCGACUACUACUACUCGAAUGAACCAAAGAUUUACAAAAUCUGAGUUUGAUCUCAGAACAAUAGGUACUGAUUAUGAUGAUUAUGAUGCUGAUGAUGUUGAGGACAGUACCUCUGCCAGAGGUAGACUGUCUCCUAAUUUUUCGAUGCAUCCACUAAGGAAGGAUAAGCCAAAUGUAAUGGAUGGUAUGAGCACUUCACAGUUUAAGAACCUCCGUGACUUCUGGGGAGGAUCACCUGCAAAAUCUGGGCAAAGAUCACCAGUUCUUGAAAGUGGAAAUCAGAGAUCCUUAAGUCCACAAAGUCAAAAUGAAAGAGCCAGUGUCAAAGACUUUGUAAAUGAAAGCCAUAAUAACAAAACAUCCUCGCCAGCCAAAACCAGAGUAUUCCAGUCUCCCUCAAAGAAGAGGAUUAUGUCAAGACAAGAAUCUGGAUCAAAAACCGAUCAGUCGCACAUGAUCUCCUCUUUAGAAGCCACAAUGGUACCUAAACCUCAGGUUGGUCAAGAGUCACAACCUAAACAUGGUAGAAGAAAUAGCAAAGGCAGUCUAAAUGGAAAAGCAAAUGCCAUGAGACGUGCCGCCAGUAUGUUUUCUGUGAACACUGCAGUUGAGGAGCAAAGCCAGGACUUAGAUCUUCUGUCCAAGAAGUCCCAGGGCCCCAAUCUGCAACAAGUUAAAAAGGCACCAGAAGCCAUCAUCACACAGUCCAGAAAAACACAGGAAGCUAGCUAUACCCUGCCAAAAACAUCCCCAGAAAUCUCUUGGAGAGACAGAGACAAAAACACUCAGAGAAGACCAUCACGUACCUCAGAGGAUUCUGACUCCCAACCUCUUGCUAGAUCCUUCAUUCCGCGGGACUACCAGCAUUACCUUGGCAUCACAGAGGACAGAAGGAUGUACACUCCACCUCCAGUUACAGAGCAGGUUGACGAUCUUAUCUGCACUUCAUUUACGUCAUCUCCAGAGACACACCGCAGCUGUAAAUGCUCCCCUGUGAAAACCAGUACUCCAGUACAGGGUUCCCCCGACCUACAAACCAGGAGAGGGAGCCUGGGAUGCCACUCAACCACACAAACUGAUGGAAAUGCCACUAAGGGCAAUUUAAGCCGUGAAAGUGAAAGUCCCAUUCAGAAAGCUUUGAAACGAGCUUCAUCUAGACCAGUGUUCCAUAAAAGUAUGGAAGACAUCAGCACUCUUCCGAGACAAGACCAAAAACAAGCAAAUGACUACAUGCAGAGCAACUACGAUGACUCUAGCACACUUGUCCAAACUUCUUUUGCCACAUCAGACCCAGUGCACCUGAAGCAACUCAGUAAAUCAGUGCCUUCAUUCCUGCAAAAAGAAAGUGAUGGAGGAGAAAGUGACUCUGAGAGCAGUUCUCGCAGCGGUGUACCACAAUGGAAUAACAGAAAAUUCACUGACUUCAGCAACUACUCUGGAUCCACCUCUCUGUCAUCUGUUAGCGGCAGUGUUGUGAGUGUGUACAAUAGCGACUACAGCAGUGUUGAUGUCCAAGGAAGCAUCCAGUUUUCACUCAACUAUGUGCACAAGUUGCGGGAGUUCCACAUCUUCGUUGUUCAGUGCCAGAAUCUAGCAGCAGUGGACACCAAGAGGAAUCGAUCGGACCCGUAUGUCAAGAGUUACCUCAUUCCUGAUCCCGCCAAUUUGGGAAAAAGAAAAACUGCUGUGAAGAAGAAAACAUUGAAUCCUACAUACAAUGAGAUUCUUAGGUAUAGAGUUCGAAUGGAGUACCUGACAUCCCAGGUACUCAACCUUUCAGCAUGGCACAAUGACACAUUUGGUCGUAACAGCUUCCUGGGUGAAAUAGAGCUUGACCUCUCCUCUUGGGAUUUUAAUGACACAGAGUGGAAACUUUUACCUCUCAAACCAAGGAAUCUGUUCUCUCAGACCACAAACAGCCUCCAGCCAUCUGACUUGAGAGGACAGAUGAGACUGGCCGUACGUUUCCUGCCUCAGAUUUCCCAAUCAAAAAACACUCCUGGCUCUGGUGAGGUGCAUAUCUGGGUAAAAGACUGCAAGAAUCUCCCUCUUAUCAGAAGUCCAGCUAUUGACCCAUAUGUAAAAUGCUUCGUACUCCCCGACACCAGCAAAAAGAGCCGUCAGAAGACUCGUGUGCUGAAGAGAACAGUCAACCCUGUAUUUAACCACACUAUGGUUUAUGACGGCUUCAGGGCAGAGGACCUGAAAGAGGCUUGUGUGGAGCUUACCGUUUGGGACCGUGACCGACUAGCCAAUCACCUGCUCGGAGGCCUGAGACUCGGCAUGGGCACAGGCAAGAGUUACGGAGUACAGGUGGACUGGAUGGACUCAACAGCAGAGGAAGUCGCUUUAUGGAGGAGAAUGAUGGAAUCUCCAAAUGAAUGGGUGGAGGGCAUGUUACCGCUGAGGAUGGUAGCAGCAGCCAAAAACACAUGGAAAUGAUCAAAUCACAUCUUUCAUAUAAUAUUUGUCCAUAUAUAAUAUAUUGCAUUUGUUAUGAUUUAUAGUAUAAUAGAUUAGGUUUUUGCACGUUAGGACUUUUUGGCCCCCAUUAGACCUGACAUCAACACGAGUUCCGUUUCCAGAUAUAUUGAUAUUCUUUAGCUGGAUUUAUUUAUUGUCUUCAAUCCUGUGUUCAGUAGGACUGAACAGAGACCAGACUGAAUAUAUUUAGCCAAUAACAUAUUACAUGAGAUCAUUUACCGAUUUCAAAAAAUGCUUUCAAUACAAGUAAGUUAUAAGCAAUGUCUAAAGGUGAUCCUUUUCUAAUGUUAUCUGUUUUAAGAGGUUACAGAUUUAUAUAGCUAAUGAGGAUCCCUUGAAACAUCAUAUAUUUUGAGUUUAAAUACCUUAUAAACUAUAGUAUAUGUUCAAGACUUCAAAAUAGUUUUGAUGAAGGUUGUUAAAUCAUUGCUGAGGACGUUUAAGGAUACCAUUUGAGGGUAAAAAAUGAAAUUCAAAGCCUUGACAAAAUGAUUCAACCAGGAAAGGAGGGAAACUGAAUGUGUGUAUUGUAACAAUCUGUGUGGGGGAAUAGAUUUGAUGCCAAAAAUGUGCAAAGUGGGUGACUGCUUUAUUUGUCAAAUACGCCUGUACUAACACCAGAGUUCACAGACACACUGUACUACAAGCAAAAUAAUGCAGGAUACUCCUGAUAAAUAUGCCAAAAGGAAAUGAAUAAACAAAGUUGGUUCACCAUG
Molecule: messenger RNA, 6098 nt
Organism: Carassius gibelio (silver crucian carp)
Lineage: Eukaryota; Metazoa; Chordata; Actinopteri; Cypriniformes; Cyprinidae
Product: synaptotagmin-like protein 2
Exons: 19
Coding region: 175-5340 (1721 amino acids)
Biological process (GO): exocytosis; intracellular protein transport
Cellular component (GO): exocytic vesicle; plasma membrane
Molecular function (GO): neurexin family protein binding; small GTPase binding
Source: RefSeq, a predicted model, not a curated record